GUAGUCCGAUGUGUUUAAUGAGUCAUUGUUUUUUUUUUGUUACAAUUCAUUCUAUUAAAGUUGCAAGCAGCAAGUAGCAAAAGUGAAAAGUAAAACUUAAGUUUAAUCAAAUCACGAACUUGCCACAAAAUGUUUAGCAGUGGCCCAAAUUAUACGAAGUUAAAGACGAAUCUGCGAUUAGCAGUGAAUCGUUUAAAACUCUUGGAAAAGAAGAAGGCGGAGAUUGCUCAGAAAUCUAGAAAGGAAAUAGCUGAUUUUUUGGCCACUGGGAAGACUGAAAGGGCCCGCAUAAGAGUGGAACAUAUUAUCAGGGAGGACUAUCUUGUUGAAGCAAUGGAAGUGGUUGAAAUGUAUUGCGACUUGUUAUUGGCACGUUUUGGUCUGGUUACUCAAAUGAAGGAAUUGGACGAUGGCAUAGCCGAAGCUGUGUCGAGUAUUGUCUGGGUUUGUCCCCGCAUGCAAAGCGAUGUGGCCGAAUUGAAAACUAUUUCUGAUAUUUUCAUACAAAAAUAUGGACCACAAUUUGCAGAGAAAGCACGAACAGCUACGGGAGAUGAUCAUCAGGUUUCUCAAAAACUUAUGCAUAAACUACAGCUGCAAGCCCCACCCAAACUCUUGGUGGAGAAAUAUUUAAUUGAAAUUGCUAAGAAUUAUAAUAUAGAAUACGAACCGGAUCCUCAGGUUAUGAAUGAAGAUGGUGGUGGUCAAGGAAAUGACCAGUCACUUAUUGAUUUGUCGGAUCGCAAUAAUUUAGGAGGCAGUGGGCAGCCUCCAGAAAUGGGAUUCAUUGGAUAUCCAAGUCUGCCACCAAUGCCAGCUGUCCCCAAUAAUAAGCCUUUUAAUUAUCCACCACCUUAUGGUGGUGGUGGUGGUGGUGGAGGUGGUUUUGCUGCAGCUCCUUUACCAUAUGGUGGCGUCCCAGGUCCGGCAAUGGGCGGCGCUGCCGGUGGUCCUCCACCAUUUAGCUAUAAUAUUCCACCAACAGCUACUCCAAACAAUGAGAUUAAGGAUUUGAAUACACAGUUUAUUAAUGAGGAAUCCAAUGCUGAUGUACCAACAACAUCGCAAAGUGAUGAUGAGCCCAUAGAUUCCAAUAUAUUGCGCCAAAAAAUGGAUCAUGAUCCUCCACCCCGUUAUACCUCAAUUAAUCCACUUAAUCUUCAGAAUUCCAACAAACCAAAGCCUCAACCACGAAACAAAAUGCCACCGCCGGCACUUCAGCCCACAGCUCCUCCGACGUCCAUGGAAAUGCCUCAAUUACCUAAUGUUCCCAUGGAUAUGCCAUCGGAUGAUGUCAAGCCCAACAACAAUGAUGACGACAUUGACUUUGAUGAUUUGUCAAAACGUUUUGAAAAUCUCAAAAAACGCAGAUAAACUAAUUCGUCGCAGUACGAUAUGUGAUAGUUUGUGAGUCACCGGCCAGACGACGAAACAUUUUAUGUUAGCUAUAGUAUAUCAGUGAAGAGAUAAAAUCUGCAAUCGCGUGUUAUGUUAUGUUGUGCAUGUAUUGUAUUAUUAAAAUAAUAUUGUUUAUAUAAAAAUGCUAUUGUACAAGGA
Stomoxys calcitrans (stable fly) is the source of this 1557-nucleotide messenger RNA. RefSeq names its product IST1 homolog (gene Ist1). The transcript has 6 exons. Lineage: Eukaryota; Metazoa; Arthropoda; Insecta; Diptera; Muscidae. The coding region runs from base 130 to 1374 and encodes 414 amino acids. The record is from RefSeq and is a predicted model, not a curated record. Gene Ontology annotation, biological process: protein transport.